AUGACUGAAUUUCGAAUGCCCCUCCACCAGGGACCUCCUGCCCGGAAGCCCAUCGGUGGUGCCCAGCACGGAUACGGAUAUCAGCAUUACGGUUCUCCACGGGGUCAACUUGCUCCUCACCCAGCAGGCCCUCAAAGUGCGCACAGUCGGACUCGCACGACGUCUUCCAGCGUAUUGCCCUACCAAUCCUCCCAGCAAUACCACGGCGCUCCCCCACCGCCUCCUCUUCCGCAACCCAUGAACCUCCCCCACCAUCCCCCUUCUAGACGUACGUCCAGCACGACAACGUCGAACUCCUCGAUUGGAAAUCACCCGAUGGCGCAUACGGGGCAGGGAGUGUCCGACAUCCGACGAACUGCCUCGUCUCGUUCUGCCAACUCUCAGCUUGGAUAUGUGGCCCUCAUGCGCCGUCAAAAGGCCACUGUUUGGUGCGACCGGGCUCAACCUGAAGACGCCAGGCUGCGCGAGCAGGCCAUGCGGGACAAGAAGAGAGCCUACCUCGAGGUUCAUGGAUCAGGCGCCCGUCCAGGAACUUUGGGUAGCGGCAAAAUUAAACACGGUCCCAAGGGUGUAGCUGAUUUCUCGCCCUCAAACCUCGUGGGCGCUAAGGUCCCCGUCCGAUUGAGUGCAAACGAGAUUGGCGACGGAGACUAUGAUGAUCAUAGCAUCGAGGGUGCCGCAGUUCACAGACGGACCGGCAGUGGCCGCAGCUCCCUAGGAAGCGCCCACCGUUAUCCAAGUGGAUACACGAGACCACAGGGGACCAUGGGCAGCAACAGCACCCCUCCAAACGAGAAGACCGACCUACCAGAGGUGUCCGAAAACACAUCAGCAGAGAUUCAAGAAGAAGAAAAGAGUCGGAUGUCAUCUCUAAUCAAGGAUGAUGCCGCCACAACGCAUAGCAGCGAACAGGAACAAGAAGAUGCCGUGGGUGACAUGCAGGCACCGAGUGCCGCCACUGCAGCAGCCGAGAAAGCCAAGAAGGCAGCUGACCUUCGACGAAGAGGAAGUGUGGACGAACGAACUACUUCCAUGACUAAUGUGCGACUAUUCGUCGCAAACCCCGAUUCCGACAGCGAAUGA
This is a messenger RNA of Penicillium soppii, 1083 nucleotides long. RefSeq lists its product as uncharacterized. Lineage: Eukaryota; Fungi; Ascomycota; Eurotiomycetes; Eurotiales; Aspergillaceae. The transcript has a single exon. Bases 1 to 1083 code for a protein of 360 amino acids. The record is from RefSeq and is a predicted model, not a curated record.